UCGUAGAUGCCUUCCAUAUAAUCUAAUCGAAUGGCCAUGUGUAUUUAUCUGAUAUGCUGUGUACACAGCUGAGUCUGAGAAACGUGUAGUACACUUGGCUUGAGAUGUCGAGCUUCACGGCUGCAGUGGUACUUCUUUGCCUUCUGGCUUCAGUUCUAUCAAAGGACUACGGAUGCCCGGAUGCUGACCCCACCUUGACCCCAUGGAACCCUGGGCAUGACCCCACCGCGCAGGUGGUUGUGGGUAGAGGGGAGAACUACCUGCUCCAAUCAUCCGCAACUUUUUUCUCACUGGAAGUCAGAAAUGGAGGAAGAAUUGUAUUCGCUGACUUGGGUCCGACAAGCGAUGAAGAAAUAGUCCUGAGGUCUCGAGAGAUCAUAGUGGGCAGCGAUCCAGGCCGUGGCGAGUUCCACAUCGGUAGCGAGACCUGUCCGUAUCAGGGGAAGGCCACGGUGUCCCUGUACGGCCGCAAGGACGACCAGAAGAACAGCAAACAGUUCCUAGUCAAGAGAGGUGGAACGCUGGAGAUCCACGGGCAACACAAGCUGGCAUGGACACAGCUCACACAGACAGUUCCGGCAGGGGGCCUUCCUAAGGGAAGCUAUGGUUGGGAUUCCACUGCUGGGAGUGGUGGAAGAGGGAUUCACGUGCAUGUCAUCGACGAAACAUCAGCUGCUGUGGUGGACUGGCAACGCUUCGACACUCAAGCAGACGAAAGCAGCAGCCGAAGAUUGGCGUCUUUCAUCGACCAAAUACCGUCGGGAAAAAUCGUCGCAUUGCAAGUAUACGAAUCAGCCAGCGGACAACUGAAGGCAACCACUCGGCAGAAAAUACGGGAAUUGGGAAGUAUCGAGGUGGACGCGUUGUCAUUCAGGAACCCAUGGGUGUUUGUGGGUGUGAAGGGAGACCCCAGUGCUGCGGUUGAGCAGAGAAUCCCUUACGUCGACACACAGACUACCGGCAGAGCCUCCAUCACGGCUACCUUUGAUGCCUUCUUCGGCUCCUAUGACGUCACUGCCACAAGUGAAUGGCUGGGAGGAAGAUCCCGUUGUACGUUUUCGGUCAACCGUGCCGGAGGUGGUGAUUACGUCAUCAACCUGAAGGAUGACGUCAGUUCCUGGCAGCCCGGUGACCACAUCGUGCUAGCCAGCACGGACUACAACAUGGAGCAGGCAGAGGAGUUCCAGCUGCUGCCGUGCCAGGAGUGCUCCAGUCAUCAAGUGAAAAUCAGCGGACAAGCUCGUUACACCCACUUCGGCGAGAUCUCGGAUGACGUAGACUUGCGAGGUGAAGUUGGACUGCUGACGAGGAACAUCAAGUUCCAGGGGGAGGUGGAGGACAGCUGCUAUGGUGACAACUUCUGUCAGUACUUCAGCUACGACACGUACGGAGGACAUCUCAAGAUUCUGCAAGGUUACAAGAACGUGCAUCUGUCCGGUAUCGAGUUCACCCGCAUGGGUCAGCAGGUGUUGGGGAGCUACCCUGUCCACUUUCACAUGGCCGGAGACGUGGACGAGGUCGGCGGCUACAGCCGCCCAACGUACGUCCGGGAACUGUCCAUCCACCACUGCUUCUCCCGCUGUUUGACCAUCCAUGGCACUCACGGACUACUGGUUCAAGACACAGUUGGGUACGACACACUCGGCCACUGCUUUUUCCUCGAGGACGGAGUGGAGCAGCGGAACGUGCUGGACCACAACCUGGGCCUGGUGACGCGGGCAGGCACGCUUCUGCCCACCGACAGGGACAGCAACAUGUGCCGGUCCAUGAGGGACGGGGUCUACGGGAACCAUGUCCCGACGGAUAGCGAAUGUCGGGCAGUAACCACUUUCUGGAUCGCUCAUCCCAAUAACAACCUCACCAACAAUGCGGCAGCCGGUUCUUUGCACACUGGAAUCUGGUACAUCUUCCACCGUGAGCCGACCGGUCUGUCAGAGGGCGCUCUUCCUCGGAAACAAGCAGAACAGUCGCCGUUGGGACGGUUCUACAACAACAGAGCUCACUCCAAUGGAGUAGACGGUCUGAUGAUAGAUGAAGGAGUAAAGACGACUCAACCAUCUGCAAAUUCACCAGAGGAAUAUCUGUCGCGGAGGGGUGCACGGUACAAGCCCCACCAGAACUCGGACCUGCUUCAGCCGCGCGUCCCGGCCAUGAUUGAGGGGCUCAUCUCCUUCAAGAACACGGACCACGGGUCCUGGGUUCGAGGGGGUGACAUCUGGUUCAACAAAUGCGCGUUCGUCGAUAACGGGAAAGGACUAACAAUGGCCAGUGAAGGUACGUUCCCUAAAGACGAAGGGUCGAGUCAACAAGUCUGGAACAGCAUCUUCAUCGGGGAGAGUGAGAACGUGGGUACUGCCAGUGGUUCCAGUGUCUGGGGGAUGGGAGGGGUCAAAUCGGUGGGGAGGAGUCUACCUAAAGCCACGAAUUUUCCGAUAAGAGGACUAGAGGUAUAUGAUGGUCCAAUCCUGGCCGAGAACUGUACUUUCAAGAAGUACGCCUCCGCCCCGGAGUACAACCGCUGGAGCGGCGCGAUCGGGUUCAAGUUGCAGAACAGCUGGCAAACAGCACCGAACAACAACCUGACAGGGAUCAAGUUUGAGGAUGUUCAAACCCGUGCAUUUUUUGGCGGAAGGUACCUACCAUUUUUUGACACAUAUGACAAAGACGGGGAUAAGACACAGAUCUUCCACGACGUGGACGGCAGCACAACGGGACACCCCGACACCCACGUAGUCGGACAGGACAACUAUCUGGUCAGGAACGCGGGGUGUCUAGCCAGGCCUGAGUGGAGAGCGUACGUCUGCAGCGGCAAGUAUGCUCAGCUGUUCAUCCAUGCAUCCAUACCCGGGAACCUUGUGAUGUCGAUGGUUCGUGAUGAGUACCCAGACCAGCCGUACACACUGAAAGGACCAACCCCACAAGGCGCAAACGGUGUGCAGAAAUACCAACCUCCGGUGAUGCUGGAGAAGUCCUACACCAUCCACUGGAAUCGGCGGGCGCCUCAGCAAAUUAUUAUCUAUCCGAUAAACUUUAACAGCGGAGACUGGCUCCGACUGGGACUCUGCUACCCUCCAGGAACCAUCUUCCGUGUGACGUACCAGCUGGAGAAUCGCAUGGAGCACGCUAUAGUUCACGACGAGGAGGUCAUCCCCGUCUCGAGCCUGAACGCUGUCGAGGGUGGAGACGGGAAAAUGUUCUACUUUGAGGAGAGCACAGGUCUGUUGUUCCUGAAAGUCCGCGCUAACUACGAUCGGGAAGGCUGCAGCUACUGUUCCCACAUGGGCUGUGAGAGGAUCGUCAUCACGGCCACCAUGACAAGUGACGCGGUCAGCGACUGUACGGCAGCAGCCUAUCCCAAGUACAGCCUAACGCCAGCAGAGACUGUCCCCAUGCCGAGCUUUCUGAGCAUGGCUAACGACUGUGCAGGCUGUGGGGCUCCGGAACCAAUCAUCAAUGAUGACAACCUGAAGUUUCUACAAGUGACAAUCCAAGCCGCCGGAAAGGAGGAAUUGAAUUUGGGCUACAGAUCUUUUAUCGAGGUAGACGGAGUGAGGUACGAUGAUCGUUACCGAGGCUUUAGGAUCAUCGCCGUUGACGCUCUGAAUGGUUCGGUGACGCAUCACAUGACGUUCAACACGCACGGCCAACCAGAAGCUGAUGCCGCUAUGGCAACAUUCAUACGAAGCGACAUCCCAAACAACUCCAUCGUCCUUGUUGCCACACGUGACUCAUCCGAGCGAUAUGCCCAGGAGUGUUUGACCGCUCUGAAGGAGAUUGGAGCUCAGGAGCCUGUUCAGACAGACUAUAGAGGCAAUUUCGCAAUGAUUGGCUUCAAGGGCACGGUGUGGCCGAGCUGGAUCCAACAGGUCAACCUGCCGUCUACUCAGGGACCAGCGCAGAUCUACACCAAGAUCCCGCUCAUGGCCUGAGUUCGACAAGAAGAAGAAGAAAUACUCCCCUAUGCAUGAAAUAAAGGGAUUCAUGGAGAGUUCUA
Messenger RNA from Branchiostoma floridae (Florida lancelet), 3994 nucleotides. Its product is annotated as cell surface hyaluronidase-like. Bases 105 to 3929 code for a protein of 1274 amino acids. NCBI's taxonomy places the organism in Eukaryota, Metazoa, Chordata, Leptocardii, Amphioxiformes, Branchiostomatidae. The transcript is spliced from 25 exons. The record is from RefSeq and is a predicted model, not a curated record.